This is a messenger RNA of Funneliformis mosseae, 935 nucleotides long. The record is from the annotation of a GenBank genome assembly. Lineage: Eukaryota; Fungi; Glomeromycota; Glomeromycetes; Glomerales; Glomeraceae.
UUGAAAAGAAAUUUUAUAUAAAAAGAGUUUAUGUUGGACACUUUAUGACCUCUCUUAAUAUGCCCGGAGUUUCUUUGUCGAUUUUAAGAUUACCAAAGAAUUCGGAAUUAGUUAAUCUAUUGGAUGAAAGUGCUGAAGCACCAGGUUGGAUUAAUCCUAUUAAAGUGGAUAUUUCAAGUUUAGAUGUUAGUUUGGAUGAGAAAAUUUCUCAUUCAAAUGCAAAAAAAAAGGAGGAAAAACAUUUUGUUGUCAAUGUGGACCCACAAUUGUUUGAAUCUACAAUCAAAGCAGCUUGCAACGCUCUUAUCCAAGCCGAACCAGAAAUAACAAAAUAUGAUACUAUUGUAGGAGAUGGGGAUUGUGGUGUGACGCUGAAACAUGGAGCAACAGAUAUACUUGCAGCUUUUGAGGAAGGUCAAAUUGUAACCAAUGAUCUUUCAGAAGGCUUGAUGAAAAUUAGCAGCUUCUUGGAAGCAAGAGGUGGCACUAGUGGCUUUCUAUAUUGUUUAUUUAUAAAUGCAUUAUCAAACAGUUUGAGAUAUUUCGUCGAAGCUAAAAUGAAAGAAGAUAGUCACAUUAAAAAAGAUCAGAUUAUAGUGGAUGGUGAAUGUUUUGGCGCAAGUUUAAAGUCUGCAUUAAGUACACUGCAAACUUAUACUCCGGCAAGAAAGGGAGAUCGUACUAUGAUGGAUGUAAUAAUUCCAUUUAUAACAACGUUUACAGACACGUACUCAACUGAUUAUAAUACUUUACUAGCUUUUAAAGAUGCAAUUGAAGCAGCAAAAGCGGGUGCAGAAUACACUAAAGGAUUAAAGCCUAGAUUAGGAAGAUCAACGUAUAUUGCUGAUAACAUCAUUAAAGAAGCUCAGGUUCCUGAUCCUGGUGCAUGGGCAGCUUAUGUUAUUCUUAAUGGGAUUUAUGAUAAUUUAAGUUAA